Molecule: messenger RNA, 1404 nt
Organism: Aspergillus wentii DTO 134E9
Lineage: Eukaryota; Fungi; Ascomycota; Eurotiomycetes; Eurotiales; Aspergillaceae
Product: Golgi transport complex subunit COG5
Exons: 1
Coding region: 1-1404 (467 amino acids)
Biological process (GO): intra-Golgi vesicle-mediated transport
Cellular component (GO): COG complex
Source: RefSeq, a predicted model, not a curated record
AUGACAGAGGAACCAUCAUACAUAGACUAUGAAGUCUUCCUGGACCCAGAUUUCUCCCCCUCCUCAUUUGCGAAUUCGCUCGUGGUAGCAACAAACAAUGCCACAGACACGCCACUGGACCUGUCAACUCCGCUGUCACGGGUGCUCUUUGACCUCCAGGAGAUCGACACGCACAUCCACACGCUGACGACCAGGUCGGCGCUCCCGUUACUCUCGCACACGCGGGACCAAACGGAUGCAGCAGAUCAUGUGCUCAAGGAGGCCGACGAGCAGAUUUCCUCUGUGAUGCAGGGGUAUGAGCGGUUGGAGAAGGAGGUGCUGCGGAAGUGGGAGGUGGCGGAUGAGGCCCGGGUGGCUGCGGAAAAGUCGCUGGCUACGGUGCGGUUGGCUAGGGCGGUUGCUCGCUGUCUUGCUUUGGGGAGGCAGUUGGAGGGACAGGUUGCGGAGAUUACGGGGAGGGGAGGAGGGGCAGGUGGUGGUGAUGCGGCGGCGGCGUCUGGGGCUGGUGAUUAUCGGGCAUUGGAGAGGGCGUCGUAUACGCUUUUGAAUCUACGACGGAUGUUUUCUGCUACGGGAGUGGGGGAGGAAGGGCAUGGGUUGGAUCGUGUCAAGGUGGUGCGGACGUUGCGAGGUGAAUUUGUGCAGCCGGCGGAGACUCUGGUCAAGACACGGGCGCAGCAGGCCAUCAGUCGAUUCACCAUGUCGAGCAUUUCGGCCGAUUCUCACCAAGCACAGUCGGGCUACAAGAAAGCACGAGAGGCAAGAGCGCGGUUGAUAUCUGCCGUCACCACGCUGUAUAUCCUAUCCCCCGUGCCCAAGACAGGCGUGUCAGCGUCCGAGUACCAGCCUGAACUUCUCCUCUCGAGUUUACAAGGAUACAUGCAAACCGCCAUCAACAUGUCCUUGGCAGGUGUUACCCGAGGGUUAACUAUGUUACCCACGCUCGAUCGGACCCUGACCGAUCUGUCUGGACGAUGCCAGGAUAUCGUCGCGUUGGAAGCCAUCCUCAGCAACCUCCGACCACCGUCUCAUCCCAUGUUAUCCUCGAGCAGCGACCGACCGACCGAGCAAGGCGCGACGAGCAAGAACAACAACAACAACCUCCUCCAACCACUACUCGACUCCCUGGACACGCCAUCUCUCCCGUCGUAUUUCUGGCGGACGCUAGCCUCGUCCCUGACGGCACGGGUACCGGAGAUCGUGAACCGGGGCGGGGUAUCAGCGCGGACACUGCGAUCGAAUCGGGAUCGACUACGGGCGGACAUCAAAGAGUGUGUGCUGGUAGGCUCGCAGCUCCCAGCAGCGAGCAUGGCGAUAGACCGCGGACGAGUGGAAGGGAACCGAAACUGGGAACGAGAGGCGGCGGUGAUGGUCGGUUCUGUGGUUGGGGCAUUUGAACGAUGA